UUCUCUCCGCAGGGUCAGACCAUGGACGACAUUCCCAAGGAAGUUCUGAUCGACUGCGCCCACCUGGUCAAGGCCAACAGCAUCCAAGGUAUCCCGGAAUCCUGGGAAUUCCGCGGAAAAUUCCCAGGAAAUUCCUGGAAAAUCCCCAGAAAUCCUCAGGAAAGGGUGAAGAUGCUGACGGUGGAGAAGAAGGUGUCGGAGAUCCUGCACCGGCUGGAGAAGACGCGCGUGGAGAGGUUCCCGGACCUGGCGGCGGAGCGGGAGGCGCGGGACCGCGAGGAGCGGAGCCUGCGGAGGGCGCAGCUGCAGGAGCUCCGCCGGAGAGAGAAGGAGGAGCUCAAGAGGAAGAAGGAGAUGGAGGAGCUCCGGAGCUACUCGUCGCUGAUGAAAGCGGAGAACAUGUCCUCCAACCAGGUGAAUUCCCGGAAUUCCUUGGGAAAG
Messenger RNA from Malurus melanocephalus (red-backed fairy wren), 441 nucleotides. It is a transcript of the gene CCDC25, whose product is annotated as coiled-coil domain containing 25. The record is from RefSeq and is a predicted model, not a curated record. The annotation marks the transcript as partial. The transcript has 3 exons. Lineage: Eukaryota; Metazoa; Chordata; Aves; Passeriformes; Maluridae.